This is a messenger RNA of Eucalyptus grandis, 1827 nucleotides long. Its product is annotated as protein MAIN-LIKE 1. The transcript has 10 exons. The coding region runs from base 75 to 1454 and encodes 459 amino acids. NCBI's taxonomy places the organism in Eukaryota, Viridiplantae, Streptophyta, Magnoliopsida, Myrtales, Myrtaceae. The record is from RefSeq and is a predicted model, not a curated record.
AUGUGAAUGAAGUUGCAUAUAGGUUGGAGUUGCUUGCUGUCCAGAACUUGCCAGAUACGUGCUAUACAUUCAGAAUGGAUAGGACGAGAUCACAAGGCAAAAGAGCACAAAGUUAUCACUUGAGAAAGGAGCACGAGACUCAUAAGAAGAUGCUUGGUCCCUUGUGUACUAGGUUUUCGUUGCCCGCCUUUGCCAGGCGGGUAGAAAAACUGAGUUGUGGCCAACGAGCUGCGAUAGAGAGAGUAGGGUUUGGAAGUUUGCUGCACAUGCCUAAUUAUAGCAUCAACAGGGCAUUGAUAAGUGUGCUGAUAGAGAAAUGGAGUUCUGAGAAGAAGGCCUUUUUAGUUGGUGGUGGUGAGAUUUCCAUGACACCCAUGGAUGUGGCAUUAAUCAUGGGCCUCCCUGUCAUUGGAAAGCCAGUAACAAUUGGAAAAGAUGAGGCUUCAUUAGAUUUAGAGGAUGAAUAUGUCAAUUCUCCCAGCAAGAGGAAAAUUGCAAUUAGCACACUUGAGGGGGAGCUGGAUGGCGAGAUAGGCGAGGGAGCAAAGUUCAUAAGGAUGUUUUUGCUAUAUGCUUUUGGCGUGUUUCUAUUCCCAAAUUCAGGUCGAGUGGUCAAUGGGCGUUAUAUGUCGUAUCUCAAAAAUUUGGAUGCUAUUAAAGAAUAUGCCUGGGGUUUGGCUUUGCUCGAGCAUUUGACUAUAUGUAUAACCGAGAGAAAGGAUCAUCAUAAGACAUACAUUGGAGGUUGUCUUAUAUUCCUCCAGAUAUGGUCAUUUGAGCAUUUAGAUGUGGCUCGGCCUAAAUUUCAAUUGAACUCCUUGACUUUUCCUCGUACAUGCCGAUGGGAAGAGAGUAAGACAACAACAUCAAAGAUCAAGGAUGAAUUUGAAAGGCUAACCAAAAAUAAGAUAAUCUUGGAGCUUCAGCCUACUGCAAUUGAGUUAGGAGUUGAUAUCAUCAAAGAAGUUUUGGCAGCACGAAUUGAGCCCCAACAGACACCUACGCAAUCAGGGAUGAUGGAUCUUCCAAUGGACAAUGAUAUCAAUGCAGAAAUGGACUUUGUUGUGGAUAAGAUGGACAUACACAUAUCUGAUGCACCGGAAGUUUCCUCUUCACAUUAUCCUUCUCAGCAAGAGUUGUUGGAAGAAUUAUGGGAAAAGGAAAAGCAAGAAGUGACCCUCCGGGAAGAAAUGGAGGCUCUGAGAGAUUCUUUGAGAUUGGAAAAGCAAGAGUCGGAUAGGCUAAAAGCUCUUUGUCACGAGAGAGACAUAGCCCUUCAAGCUACAAUGUCAGAGAAGAGGAGCUUGGAAGCAAAAUUGACCGAGAAUGAAGAUUUACUCUUAGAAAAUAAUGCGGUUAUACAAAAACUUCAAGAAGCGGUAGAAGCGAGUCAUGUGUAUGCACAUAAAAUAGAAGAAAUCCUGGACAGAACUUUAAUUGAAAGGCUGCGAUGAUAGCUUGGAUGGAGAGAGAUUGCUGAUAAGAGGGAGUCCUAAAAGCUUGGGAACUUGAGGAAUUGAGAGUGACUUUCUGGAGUAACUUCUUUUCUCCUGUCAUUGAGUCGAAAAGAGAUUUAUUAUUAACAAUGAUGCUCCAUCUUCCAGGAUAUUGUCAGAAUGAAUGUGCAGGCAGCUGCCAUCUUGAAGAUGCGAGGGGGCUUGAUUAGCUGAGCCGUAAAUCCUUUGUAAAGAAGAAACUUUGAGGAAGCGGUAUUCUAACACCAUUUUUCAGUUUGGCUUGAAUAGUUUUAUAAUAGUUUUAUUAUAAGGAAAGUCUUGCAACUUUGUUAUUUAUGUGUGAUAUGAGAAAUUUCUGUUCAUUGUUGGA